This is a messenger RNA of Eurypyga helias (sunbittern), 1272 nucleotides long. RefSeq names its product glucocorticoid modulatory element binding protein 1 (gene GMEB1). Gene Ontology annotation, molecular function: RNA polymerase II cis-regulatory region sequence-specific DNA binding; DNA-binding transcription activator activity, RNA polymerase II-specific. Lineage: Eukaryota; Metazoa; Chordata; Aves; Eurypygiformes; Eurypygidae. The transcript is spliced from 9 exons. The record is from RefSeq and is a predicted model, not a curated record. Gene Ontology annotation, biological process: positive regulation of transcription by RNA polymerase II. Gene Ontology annotation, cellular component: nucleus. The annotation marks the transcript as partial.
AUGGCGAACGCCGAAGUGAGCGUCCCUGUGGGUGAUGUGGUGGUUGUACCAAGUGAUGGGAACGAAGGGGAGAACCCGGAGGAUACCAAAACCCAAGUGAUCUUGCAGCUCCAGCCGGUGCAGCAAGGGAUUUACCAAGAGGGCUCCGAGGCCAGCGCCGCCGUAGUGGCCGUGGAAACCCACACCAUCCACAAGCUAGAAGAAGGGAUUGACCCCAGCACCAUCGAAACCAACGAGGAGAUCGAGAUCGCCUAUCCCAUCACCUGCGGGGAGAGCAAAGCCAUCCUGCUCUGGAAGAAGUUUGUCUGUCCGGGAAUUAACGUCAAGUGUGUAAAGUUCAAUGACCAGCUGAUCAGCCCGAAGCAUUUUGUUCACCUGGCUGGGAAGUCUACCCUGAAGGACUGGAAGAGAGCCAUUCGCCUCGGAGGAAUCAUGCUGAGGAAGAUGAUGGACUCGGGGCAAAUCGACUUCUACCAGCACGACAAAGUUUGCACCAACACCUGUCGAAGCACCAAGUUCGACCUCCUGAUCAGCAGCGCCAGAGCCCCGGUGCCGGGGCAGCAGAGCGUGGUGCAGACCCCUACGUCGGCUGACGGGAGCAUCACCCAGAUCGCGCUGUCGGAGGAGAGCAUGGAGGAGGGGAUCGAGUGGAACUCAGCUCUGACGGCUGCCGUCACCAUGGCCACUGAGGAAGGCAUGAAAAAGGACACGGAUGAGAUCUCGGAGGACACGCUGAUGUUCUGGAAAGGAAUAGCUGAUGUGGGGCUGAUGGAAGAGGUUGUGUGCAACAUCCAGAAGGAGAUAGAAGAAGUCCUCAGAGGCGUCCAGCAGAGGUUGGGUCAGUCUCCCUUCCAGAUGACAGAUGCUGCAGUCCUGAACAACGUUGCUCACACAUUUGGCCUAAUGGACACAGUCAAGAAGGUUCUGGACAACAGGAAAAACCAGACAGAGCAAGGAGAGGAACAGUUUCUUUACACACUGGCAGACCUGGAGAGGCAGCUGGAAGAGCAGAAGAAACUCGCCAAGGAUCAGAAAGCCAAGUCCCAAACCAUCCAGAACGUGGUGCUGAUGCCUGUCAGUGCUCCCAAGCCCCCCAAGAGACCCCGUUUGCAGCGCCCAGCCUCCGCCACCGUCCUCAGCCCCUCCACCCCCAUCCAGCAGCCUCAGUUCACCGUCAUCUCGCCCAUCGCUAUUGCGCCCGUCGGACAGCAGUUCUCCGUGGGCAACAUCCCAGUGGCAACUAUUAGCCAAGGUUCCAGCCCGGUGACUGUU